Molecule: messenger RNA, 2824 nt
Organism: Sclerotinia trifoliorum
Lineage: Eukaryota; Fungi; Ascomycota; Leotiomycetes; Helotiales; Sclerotiniaceae
Source: the annotation of a GenBank genome assembly
AAAUCAUUUCCCUACCAAAAGAUUUACAGUAAACUUCAUAAUUACCUUCACAACUUCAUUCCAUCUGAAUCAGAUCCAUUCACAAUACGUAUGUCCAAGUGUACGUAGUUUUAAAAUCAAGAAAUUCGCCUUGGUAAAGAACUGAACUAUCAAAAUUUGGGUGGUUGGGAAAAACGGUCAACUCCAUUCCCAGCCCAGCAAUUUAUUUAGAGCCAAAAAAAGAAAAAGUUCAGCCAUCGACAUUUUGAAUAAGUGGUAUUCCCACCCACACAUUUCUGUCCUGUUGCAGUUUCUCUUCUUUUCCAUUCCUCAAAAGAAUUACUUCCAUUCCAGAGAUACCUUUUCGAAAUUUGGUUUCAUCUAUAUCGAUACCGAUAAUUCAUAUCGAUAAGAAUUUCGGGAGUAAACCUCUACAUUCGUUUGAACCGAGACGACCUUUGCGAUUAGAGAGGAUAUACAUACAUAUUGUACCUUCGAAGUGGUAGUCUUGUCGAAAGUGGGGUUUGGACUUUUGGAUUGGUCAUUGAUCUUUGAGCUAUUUUACUUCACACCGCUGCUGCAUGUGAAGGACUCAUUCAGUACCUGAAGAUCUUUCUUUUUUUGCUGGAGGAUAGAGAAAGAAGAAGAGUCAAUAAUCAAGAGAUUGAUUGAUUUGACAGUACAUACGAUUCUUUUUGUUGUACAAUCUUUUUACGCGUUAAUUGCUCAUAUCUACGACUUAUCAUACACAAUCACCUCACAUCACAUCACAUCACCUCACAACCGACACAAUGCGACUUUCCCAAGCACAACCACAAAUCCUUUCACUUCUCCUCCUCACCAUCUUUCAUUCCUCACCACUAUCCGCUAGUCCUUUACCUAAAGAUGAGCUCUACGACCUUGGUUUGUCCUACCUCAUGGAGCGAACCUGCGCUAGCCCCUGCGGAGCAGAUAGCCAAUACUGUUGCGCGGCCGGCGAUGCCUGCUACACCUCCUCAGGCGACAUAGCAUACUGUUCGGCAUCAAGCACUGCAGGCUGGGCCGUCUUUACAACCACCUACACCAAAACCGGUUUACAGGUGGGAACCAGUACAUACAGUUCGUACACGGCAGCCACCACCUCCAGCGGAAGCGCCGCCAUCUGCGAUACUACUGUAGGUCAAACAUCUUGUGGACCUAUUUGUUGCGCUAGCGAUCAAAUGUGCGAGUAUAGCGGGCAAUGCACCGGGAGAACUUCACUUUGGACUUACACGACUACUACUUCUGGCACGUAUUCAGCACCAUUGCGUCCGACGAGCGGUGCAUCCACCAAGACGAAUACAGUGAGCGCUACGACUACAGAGCCAUUUAUUCCUCCUGCUACUGCGAGCGGAAGUACCCUCCCACUUACGGGUGCCAGCUCGAAUAAUCUGAGUGCAGGUGCUAUUGCGGGGAUUGUCAUUGGCACCAUUCUAGGAGUUAUUCUACUCCUGCUUUUGUGUUUCUGCUGUGUAGUCAAGGGACUCUGGGACUCUGUUCUUGGAAUUUUUGCCGGCGGCAGAAGAUCCCGUAGACAGGAAGGUGGAGCUGUGAGAACGCGUAUUGAAACUGUAGAGCGAAUUUCGCGACAUUCGCGUCAUGGGUCUGCGGCGGGUGGAGCGGCUGCUGCUACUUAUAGGGAACAGCAGACUGGAUUUUUUGGGGGUGCAAGGACGGAUAAACCGAUGAGGGUUGUGGAGACGAGGAAGAAGAAGAGUAGUGGGAUGGGGGGAUUGGGUGCUAUGGGUGCGGGAUUGGUGGGGAUGGCUGCGCUGUUGGGUUUGAAGAAGAAGGAGGAUGGGAGGAGGGAUGAGAAAAUGAGACCGGGGCCUACGGCUACGGAGACGGAUAUUGGUAGUACUUAUUAUACGGAUAGUUAUACGGCGACGAGCGUUAGUGAGUAUUUCCCUUUCCUUUUUUUUUGUAAGAUGGAAUGAAGUUUUUGGAUAGUGACUAACGAGUUGCGUUUUUCUAGGUUCAGAAAGCUCGGAUAGGAGAUCGAGGAGUCCGAGGAGAGAUAGGAGUGCAAGGAGAUGAGGAUGCAUAAUUUUGCUUCUUCUCUCCUUGUUCUUAUUCUUCAGAAAUGAGAGAUUUCUCAUCUCGUUACUCAUUCCAUCGUUGAUUGAUGAGGAUAUACUAUCCUCUCAUGUCUCAUUUCUACGAGAGAUUAUCCCUCUACGCAUUUGUGGGAGUAAAAUCUACGAUAUAUGAUACUACUUUACAAAUACGAAGUUAAAGAUUUUUUUGGAAGUUUUCAAGGUUUUCUUUUGAACUUGUUUUUUUUUUUAUCGAUAUGCAUUAGCGGUUUCUGAUACAUUUUUCUGGCGUUGGGUUGGUUUUGGUUUUCUUUCUUUCUUUCUUUCCGUAUUAGAAGGAUGCGGAAGAGAAGGGGGGAAGAGGAUGUGAUGUAGUGAGCAUUAGAAGAGCAUUGGAGAAUGCAGAGAGGAGAGAGUAUGAAGAUGAGGAUGAAGAUGUUAGGGAUGUAUUUUUAUGAUUUGAUAUGAGGGAUGAUUUGAUAUGAUUCGAUUUGACAGGGAUGAUAUGGAUGGAUGGAUGGGAGGCUAGUUAUCAAUCAUAUGAUAUGAUAUGUGAUGGGGUAUCAAUGGGGUUGGUUGGUGGGAUAAUAGGUUGGGGUUGGGGGAUAUGAAAAGGAAUGGAUGCAUGAAUAUGAAUAUGGAUGUGGAUGUGGACUGUGGUGUAUAUACUUGGUACAAGUACUUGGUGUUGGCACUUACCUACUAUAUGAAUACGAAUAAUCUUACGAUUAUGAUCAACCAUGCCGGUAGCAAGUUGGGGAAUGAAAUAUACUAAAUGGAAAAUUUUAAGA